UUUUACCUUUCAAAUUUAUUUCAGUCCGAUUCACUUGCCUUCAAUCGAGGGAUGCUCAUGAAUGUCGGUUUUGCAGAAUUGCUCAAACUCUACAAUUAUAGUUGUUUUAUUUUCCAUGAUAUUGACUUAAUACCUGAAAAUGAUAAAAACAUCUAUGAUUGUGAAGAAACUCCAAGACAUAUGUCCGUUGCUGUGGACAAAAUGAAGUAUAAGUUACCAUACGAAACUAUUUUUGGUGGUGCUGUAGCAAUGAAAAAGGAAGAAUUUCAGAAAAUAAAUGGUUUUUCCAAUCGUUAUUUUGGUUGGGGAGGAGAAGAUGAUGAUCUAUAUAACAGAGUUGCUCAUCACAAAUAUAAUAUUCACCGUCACUCACUACUGGUUGCACGCUAUACUAUGCUAAAACAUAUUCGAGGACCAAUAAAUGAAGACAGAUAUAAGCUUUUACUUAACAGAAAUUUUAAUAAAGAUGGAUUAAGUAAUUUGAAGUAUGAUUUACGUGAGUUGAAGUCUGAGAAGCUGUUUACCCAUGUAAAAGUUCAUCUCGUGGAAUUACGCGCGGAAACAACAAAAUACAAGUCAACUAAAUCAUACGUGACACUUAUGUCAAACAAAACAGAAAGAUCAAAAAUGAUGGAACGACCAAACACGACGAAAAGACCAAACGGGACGGAAAGACCAAACACGACGGAACGACCAAACACGACGGAAAUAUCAAACCAGACAGAAAGCUCAAACACGACGAAAAGACCAAACGGGACGGAAAGACCAAACACGACGGAACGACCAAACACGACGGAAAUAUCAAACCAGACAGAAAGCUCAAACAUGACACACAUAACACUCAAGCCUAAGUUUUGAACAGAUAAUUGACUUUACGACUUGUGUGUGUUUAUAUAUACAUAUUCA
Octopus sinensis (East Asian common octopus) is the source of this 906-nucleotide messenger RNA. Its product is annotated as beta-1,4-N-acetylgalactosaminyltransferase bre-4-like. The record is from RefSeq and is a predicted model, not a curated record. Gene Ontology annotation, molecular function: N-acetyl-beta-glucosaminyl-derivative 4-beta-N-acetylgalactosaminyltransferase activity. The transcript is spliced from 5 exons. NCBI's taxonomy places the organism in Eukaryota, Metazoa, Mollusca, Cephalopoda, Octopoda, Octopodidae. Gene Ontology annotation, biological process: glycosphingolipid biosynthetic process; carbohydrate metabolic process. The coding region runs from base 52 to 858 and encodes 268 amino acids.